Molecule: messenger RNA, 1107 nt
Organism: Ceutorhynchus assimilis (cabbage seed weevil)
Lineage: Eukaryota; Metazoa; Arthropoda; Insecta; Coleoptera; Curculionidae
Source: the annotation of a GenBank genome assembly
GUACAAGGAGGCCAAAAAAAUACUAACAAAGUGAAUUAAAGUAGCAAAAAACAAACACUCGAGGAAACUAUGCGAAGAAAUUAAUAACGAUAUAUGGGAACAGAGAUACAAAAUAGUGGCAAAAAGGCUUAUAUAGGCACACCAUUCAAAAUGACAAACGAAAGAAGAAGGUAUUCAAAAAUAGGUAAGGUUCGUUUCACCAGGGUUCAUACUUGACCUUGAAACUUGAAAAAAAGGGUUGUCGUAGAUUAAUUCAUAUGACACAUUCAAUUUUUUUGACAAAUUAAAAUGAAUGACUUCUGGUUUAAGAACCGACGACCGUUUUUGACGCCAUUGAUUUGUUUCAGUCAAUUUUUAUUUGUUAAACAAGGAAGGAAAAUGCUGGUGGCAAGUACAAACCCUGGCGAAACAAACUUUAUAGAUGAAAAUAACCGCAUUCAUAAUCUGUAGAAUACUUAUAGCUACAUUCAAAAAGCUAAGUUAUACAUAUAAAUAAUCAAAUCAGAAAGGCUAUUGUUUUGUGGACUGGCAACCUUUUACCUUCAUCUAUUAUGUGAGAAAAUAUCAUUUAAUUAAUUUGUUUCAUUGAGAAAUAUCACUGACCUAGACUAGAGUAGAGAUUCUAAUUGAAUUGACAUGUCCAUGGCUAUUCCACCGAAAACAAAAUAUUUGCUUAUCAUGGGUCAAUUUUUUGGGAUUUCCUAAAAAAUAUUAUUUUUUCUUAUUUCAUAUGCCACACAACAGCGGCCGAUGGGAUGGCCAAGUAUAAAUUCUACCAAAAAUAUUAAAAUAUUGUUAAAAGCUUUGUGUCAAUCAGCUUAGUGAGACCUAUUUUAAAAAUGUUUCUGAGAGCUAUUUUUAUAAUCACGAUUUCCACCUUACUGGUAGUCACAUCAUGGGUUGCUGCAGCUCCAUCUCCACAAUUCUUUUUUGGAUCGCCAAGUAGAUGGGGUGGAUAUGGACAUUAUGGACCUCCACCACCCCCUCCUCCUCCAGGCCCACCUCACUUCUUUGGACCUCCUCCACCACCACCACCACCACCAUACUGGGGUUGAUUAUAAUUUACUUAUUAAAUCUAAAUUAUUAUUCACAAACUAGAAGUCAUUU